Messenger RNA from Physcomitrium patens, 989 nucleotides. NCBI's taxonomy places the organism in Eukaryota, Viridiplantae, Streptophyta, Bryopsida, Funariales, Funariaceae. The record is from RefSeq and is a predicted model, not a curated record.
GUUCUUCUGAGCCUGCUGCUGCUCAGCCUCUGACUAUCCUCUUUCGCUGUGCCCUCUUUCAGCUUUUGCUGAGCGUACAAACACUGCUCUUUGUCCUCCACAGCCCCAAGCUGCACUUCCCUGCCAUUUCCUCUGGUGCACAGGGUCUACUUAGCGGGAGAUUUGGAGUCACGAGCAGGGAUUGUGAACCCCGCAGCCCAGGAUACUUGUGUUAGCGAUGCAAGCUUUUGAGUGCGCUGUGUUGCAGGGCUCUUUGGACCAUUUACUAUGAAACUCAAUGAUUUGUUGACCAAAUGCUGAUCACCGUCUUAACCACCUCAGAAACGGAGCCAUAGGACUGCAAGUAUGGGUGGUUGCUUAGGGGCUUGUGCCAAGCCUCCGCCUCCAACGCCUUCCGACAAACUUGUCUCGCGACGACCGCGGUCGUCCAAGUGUCGAGCUCGAGUGCGUGGGCACAUCGUAAAGCAACCUCGUGAUUGGUGGACCACCAGCUCGAAUGAGAUGGAGAAUCACAACACGCUAGACGCUGGACCCCCCCAAAACGUUCCUUCUGAUCAUGGGGCAGGCACUGCUUCGAAUACCGCAUAUUCUAAUCAUGCUUUAGCAUUGUGGAACCAGCAACGGUCUGCUUGGGUGGGGACUCAACCCCGACCACCGGCGCGACGUGAGCCGAGAGAGCCUGCUAUCAGCUGGAAUACUACUUAUGAGGAACUUCUUUCGACAAGUAGACCGUUUGCGCAGCCCAUCCCUUUACUAGAAAUGGUGGACUUUCUUGUGGAUGUAUGGGAGCAAGAAGGCCUCUAUGAAAGAAGAUAAUCAUGGAUGAGGAGUGUAGCAUGUGUUAAUCAUUUAUUAAGUUUGUUUGGAGUAGCACAAUGAACGAAUUUAUACUUUCUUCUUCACCUUACGUCUGAUUCUGAAGUGGAGUGUGGAACAGACGCAUAGUACAGUCUUACACUAAUCAGAAAUGUUCGCAUUUGCUAAUGUUA